Messenger RNA from Saccostrea cuccullata (small rock oyster), 1358 nucleotides. RefSeq names its product carboxypeptidase D-like. The record is from RefSeq and is a predicted model, not a curated record. The transcript is spliced from 5 exons. The coding region runs from base 22 to 1296 and encodes 424 amino acids. Gene Ontology annotation, biological process: protein processing; peptide metabolic process. NCBI's taxonomy places the organism in Eukaryota, Metazoa, Mollusca, Bivalvia, Ostreida, Ostreidae. Gene Ontology annotation, molecular function: metallocarboxypeptidase activity; zinc ion binding.
CCUCACUAAAAAAAUGACAAUAUGCGGGAUUGUAGACGUGUAAUGGAUAGAAAAAUGUAUCACAUUGUUCUUUAUUUCGUUAUUUUUAUUCAUUUUGAUUAUUUGACAGCUUCGGGAACUGACGGAACUAUUGACUUUUCUAAGUAUCAUCAUUAUGAGGAACUGUCAAAGUUUCUUCAUGACAUGGCGUCUAAAUACCCUAAAAUAUCUCGACUUCAUACCAUCGGUAAAAGUGUGAAAAACAGAGACUUACUUGCUCUUCAGAUAACAGACAACAUAGAAGGAGUGGAACCUGGUGAACCUAUGUUCAAAUACGUUGGCAACAUGCACGGAAACGAAGCGAUAGGGAGGGAAAUUCUCAUUUAUCUCAUCCAAUAUCUCCUUGAACACUAUGAAAAAGAUGAUAGAGUCACUGCUUUGGUGAAAAAUACAAACAUUUAUAUCAUGCCCACCAUGAAUCCUGAUGGUUUUGAAAAUGCAGUUGAAGGUCAAUGUGAUGGAGAGGUUGGGAGGGCAAAUCAAAAUAAUGUGGAUCUUAACAGAAAUUUCCCUGAUCAGUUUGAUGGAAACCCAAAGAAUCAUGAAAUACAACCAGAAACCAAAGCAUUGAUAGAUUGGAUUGAAGGACAAAAGUUUGUUCUUUCCGCAAAUCUUCAUGGGGGGAGUGUAGUGGCUAGUUAUCCUUUUGAUGAUUCCGCUGACCAUAGGAUGAGUGGAGAGUAUAGUGCGGCUCCAGAUGAUGCUGUAUUCAAACAACUUGCACAUGUUUAUGCUAACAACCAUAAAACAAUGAAGUCUGGGAGACACUGUGGAGAUAACUUUCCAGAUGGUGUUACUAAUGGUGCACAUUGGUAUGAUGUCCCAGGUGGAAUGGAAGACUACAAUUAUCUCCACAGUAAUUGUAUGGAGAUUACCAUUGAGCUGUCUUGUUGUAAAUAUCCUAAAGCAUCCCAUCUGAAAGAAGAAUGGUACAACAAUAAAGAGUCAUUGUUGUCCUUCAUGGAACAGGUGCAUAAAGGAGUAAAAGGGUUUGUCCAGGAUGCAGAGACAAAGAAUGGAUUAAGAAAUGCUGUGAUUAUGGUGGAAGGAAUCAAGCAUAACCUCACCUCCUCCUUCUUUGGGGACUACUGGCGACUUCUGGUACCCGGUACUUACAAGAUAACAGCUGUAGCUGCAGGCUACCAACCACAGACAAAAAGUGUGUCCGUGAAUGCUGGACCAGCUACUGAGAUGAGUUUUAUGUUGGUUAAAAGAGCAACUGAUAGGAACAGACUUGGAAAGAUAAUGUCGAAAUGACGACAGUGUUUUGUAUAAAUAUGCUAUUAAAAGUCUGUUGCACUUGCGCAUGCGAGCUCAUC